Molecule: messenger RNA, 3053 nt
Organism: Lemur catta (Ring-tailed lemur)
Lineage: Eukaryota; Metazoa; Chordata; Mammalia; Primates; Lemuridae
Gene: TMEM117
Product: transmembrane protein 117
Exons: 8
Coding region: 424-1968 (514 amino acids)
Biological process (GO): intrinsic apoptotic signaling pathway in response to endoplasmic reticulum stress
Source: RefSeq, a predicted model, not a curated record
GGCGCACGCGGCCCGCGGGCUGGAGUCGGCCCGCGGCGCGGGCGGGGGGCGGGGGUGGCGGGAGGCCAUGCCUCCAGCUGCGGAGGCGGCUCACAGCUGGAGCGGUCGCCGUCACCUGCGCGGUGCCAUUGCCCUUGCGCUCCCGGUGCCCGGCCCGCGGCGCCGGACUUUACGGUGGGAGCGCGGCGCGGAGAGGCACCGGCGCGGAGGGCGCCCGGCGUAGGCGGCGGCGGAGUGGGCCGAGCCGGUAUUUAUAGCUUGGUGACAGCAGCGGCUGCAGCGACGCCGCUGGCCCGUCUCGCCGCGCUUCCCAGCGAGGCCGCCGGCGCGACGGAGGACGGUGCUUGGCCGUUUCUCCCGUGAGCAGACGCCCCGCGCCCCGCGCGACCCUUGAGGGAAACUACGGAAUUGAAGGUUUGAAGGAUGGGUAAAGACUUUCGUUAUUAUUUCCAGCAUCCUUGGUCUCGCAUGAUUGUGGCUUACUUGGUGAUCUUCUUUAACUUCUUAAUAUUUGCGGAGGACCCAGUUUCUCAUAGCCAAACGGAAGCCAAUGUUAUUGUUGUUGGAAACUGUUUUUCAUUUGUAACAAAUAAAUACCCUAGAGGAGUUGGCUGGAGGAUUUUGAAGGUGCUUCUAUGGCUACUUGCCAUCCUCAUAGGACUAAUAGCUGGCAAAUUUCUGUUCCAUCAGCGUUUGUUUGGUCAGUUGCUCCGAUUAAAAAUGUUUCGAGAGGAUCAUGGGUCAUGGAUGACAAUGUUCUUCAGCACAAUUCUUUUUCUCUUCAUAUUUUCUCACAUAUACAACACGAUUCUUCUAAUGGAUGGGAACAUGGGAGCAUAUAUCAUUACAGACUAUAUGGGCAUCCGAAAUGAAAGUUUCAUGAAAUUAGCUGCAGUAGGGACCUGGAUGGGGGACUUUGUCACAGCUUGGAUGGUCACUGAUAUGAUGCUUCAGGACAAGCCCUAUCCUGAUUGGGGAAAAUCUGCAAGAGCUUUCUGGAAGAAAGGAAAUGUUAGGAUCAUUUUAUUCUGGACGGUUCUUUUUACUCUGACUUCUGUGGUUGUACUUGUCAUUACAACUGACUGGAUCAGCUGGGACAAGCUGAACCGGGGAUUUUUGCCCAGUGAUGAAGUUUCCAGAGCAUUCCUUGCUUCUUUCAUCUUGGUCUUUGACCUCCUUAUUGUGAUGCAGGACUGGGAAUUCCCACAUUUCAUGGGAGAUGUCGAUGUAAAUCUCCCUGGGUUGCACACUCCUCACAUGCAGUUCAAGAUUCCUUUCUUCCAGAAGAUCUUCAAGGAAGAAUAUCAUAUUCAUAUAACAGGCAAAUGGUUUAACUAUGGAAUUAUCUUUCUUGUCUUGAUUUUGGAUCUUAAUAUGUGGAAGAACCAAAUAUUUUAUAAACCUCAUGAAUAUGGGCAGUAUAUUGGCCCAGGACAGAAGAUAUAUACAGUGAAAGACUCGGAAAGUUUAAAGGAUUUGAACAGAACCAAGCUUUCCUGGGAAUGGAGGUCCAAUCACACUAACCCUCGGACUAAUAAAACAUAUGCUGAGGGAGACUUGUUCUUACACAGCAGGUUUAUAGGGGCUAGCCUUGAUGUCAAGUGCCUGGCUUUUGUUCCAAGUCUGAUAGCCUUUGUGUGGUUUGGAUUCUUCAUUUGGUUCUUUGGACGGUUUUUGAAAAAUGAGCAAGGCAUGGAGAAUCAAGACAAAACUUACACUCGCAUGAAAAGAAAAUCCCCAUCAGAACACAGCAAAGACAUGGGAAUCACUCGAGAAAACACCCAGGCCUCAGUGGAAGACCCCUUGAAUGACCCUCCCUUGGUCUGCAUCAGGUCUGACUUCAACGAGAUCAUCUACAAGUCUUCCCACCUAACCUCAGAAAAUUUGAGCUCGCACUUGAAUGAAUCUACCAGUACAACAGAAGCUGAUCAAGACUCAACGAUUUCUAAAAGUGCACCUACGAACUAGACUCACUUACUUGGAGAGAGCACAAAAAGCAACUUUGAGUGUAACUUUAGUCUUUCCUUUUGUAAAUGUAAGGUUUACGUAGUGUUAGGUAAAGAAAUACAAACAAUGCCACAACGGUGCUCAACAUGCUUUUUCUAGGACUCAUUGUUUUCUAUUUGUAUUAUAAUACACGUGCCUAUCGUAUAUUUAACAGUCCUCUAGAGAUUGCUUUCCACAACUGCACAAGCUAUUUACUGAUUUUACAGCAUAGUAGAUAAGCUGAUAACUCAUGUAUCUGAUGUUCAACCAUAGUGGUGCCUUGAGACAUUAAACUUUUUAACUGUACCAGAAAUGAAGUGUGGAACAGUUCUCUAACCCAUUUCCCAUGGGUUUUGUUUGUUUGUUUGUUUGUUUUUUGGUAUACAAUUAUUUUGAUCUACACUUGAUGUCUAAGCAGGAAACAGAUAUAGCUAAGACGUGACCCAGGAUAUCUUGGUUUCUUAUUCAGCAGCAAGUUGGUGACUUUGACAGCUGGACUGCAGAAAAACAUGGUGAUUACCUUUUAAUAUUUACUGGCUGUCUUCCAAAUACAGAUACAGAUGCAAAAUUCAGUGAUACGAGAACUAUAACCCAACAUGGGUCACUACUUGUGAAAUGUGACUUUCUCCAACCAGUAAUUGCAAUUAGGUGAUAAUACCUAAUUAUGUUUUCCUAAUUAAGGAUAAAUUGCUGCUUGAUUAAAAAUCCUGCCCUUCACCUUUGGGAACAAAGGUUAAGAGGCACAGUUCGGUGAACUCUCAAAUUUAUUGGCAUUUACACAAAGCCCUAGACAACCAAGGAACUGAAGUUUAAUCAUGUGAGAGUUGCACAGCCCACCAUCUACAAUAUUUGUACAUCUUUCUGCAAAUACGGCUCUGGAAAGUGAAAAUUGAAAAACAUAUGCCAAGCCUGAGCAAAGGAACUCCUCUAAAAAUCAUGCAGCAGAACCUUGUCAGGUAGAAAAAGCUGUGCAUGAAAGAAUCUGUUUAGUAUCUUGUUUUGUGUGUGUGUGUGUGUUUUUGUUUUUUUAAGAACUAAAUAUUGCACAUAAAUAAAUAAGAAUUCUA